This is a messenger RNA of Galdieria sulphuraria, 563 nucleotides long. Its product is annotated as oligosaccharyltransferase complex subunit epsilon. The coding region runs from base 48 to 401 and encodes 117 amino acids. Gene Ontology annotation, biological process: protein N-linked glycosylation. Gene Ontology annotation, cellular component: oligosaccharyltransferase complex; membrane. Lineage: Eukaryota; Rhodophyta; Bangiophyceae; Galdieriales; Galdieriaceae. The record is from RefSeq and is a predicted model, not a curated record. The transcript is spliced from 3 exons.
GAUUCUAUUUCCUCUAUUUUGGUUGAUCGGGUAUUUUCCUUUGAAGAAUGAUUGGGACUUCCAUUGUUGAGGCUAGCAAACAACUCCUUGUUCACUACAAGAAUAGUGUUCCUUAUCAUUUAAAGGUUAUCGAUGCGUUUCUUUUAUAUGUUGCCUUUACCGCGGCUAUUCAGUUUGUAUACGUCUUGCUCGUGGGGACGUUUCCUUUUAACGCCUUCUUAGCUGGAUUCUUUUCGUGUAUCGGAGUUUUUGUACUAACAGUUGGUUUAAGGAUGCAGUUGAAUCCACAGAAUCAAAGUCCUGCCAAUCGAUGGCAAAGAAUCAACCCUUCCCGUGCUUUUACCGAGUGGUUGUUUUGUAACUUGGUCUUGCAUAUUGCUGUUAUCAACUUUAUUGGAUGAGUCGACACAUUCCUUAGUAUUCUUUUGUAACCAUAAAGCUACCACAAGUCUACGGGAGUUGUUGUGAAAGGUUGCCUUUGUAUAUUCCCCAUUCCAUCCAGUAGCUUGUUUCAUUCAGUCAAUAGUUAUCUACCAUACUCUGUACAGUUUAUUUUGUCAGAG